Molecule: messenger RNA, 483 nt
Organism: Brassica oleracea var. oleracea
Lineage: Eukaryota; Viridiplantae; Streptophyta; Magnoliopsida; Brassicales; Brassicaceae
Exons: 1
Coding region: 91-312 (73 amino acids)
Source: RefSeq, a predicted model, not a curated record
UUCAAACUGCCAAACAAAGCAUUUCUUUCAAAUUUCAAUCACCAAAAACAAUCCCAAAUUAAGUCUUUUCACUUCUUGAUUCCUAUUCCAAUGGAUGUCUACAUAUCUGAAGAGUAUGUCAACCGCAGGAGAAUGGAGAAAAAAGCUGCAGCUGUUGCCGGAAAGAAUCUGAGGUUCGGCUUUUGUGCAUGCGAUAGACUGGAGAAGAGAAAAAGCAUUCCUCAGAUACCAGAACCUCGGCCGGAGAAUGAGUUUCGGGUCACCCGCGGUGGUGUUUAUGAGAGUUGUGUUUUCCAAUGCUUCUCGCCGUAAUAACCAGAGCGUUCGCGUUUAGUGAUUCAAACGUACGUAGACGCAGUUGCAUAUGCAUGGGCUGUUAUAUUAGCUGUAGCUCUUGUAUUUGUAUUUCUUGGUUUUUAACCUUUUCAUGCUACUAAUAGUGUAUUUAUAGCGGGGUUUUUAAUAACUACGAGUGUGUUUAUC